GCAGUUACACUUUACCGGAAGACCAAGACAGACACGUCUGGAGAAAGACCUUCAAAUUUUUGAAGACCUUUUCAAAUUUUGGCCUUUAUUUUGAACCCAUCUACACGAAGAAGAAGAAAUCAUCAACAAGAUAAAAAGAAGAAUACUGUAUUCCUCUUUUAAGAUUUUCUUCUGACCACACAACAGGAUGGAGGAACCGGAAGUAUCUACAGCAUCACAUACCAAUUCAAUACGGCACCAACACAAGACACUGGUCUCCGGUGAUGACCAGGACAAUGCCUGGGAUGCCGGUCCGGAGUGUUCAAUCUGCUUUUGCGCAUACGACAACACAUUCAAGACACCGAAGCUUCUCGAAUGUACCCAUACCUUCUGUCUGGAAUGUCUGUCUCGCUUUGUGACUAUUUCACCAGAGCAGGAGGGUACCCAGAUCACCUGCCCUCUUUGUCGGCGGCCAACAUCCGUGCCUGAGCACGGUCCUCCAGAUCUGGCCACCAGCCAGGAAGUUUUGGGCCAACUUCCAAGCGACCAGCAACAAGUGGAGAAUGUUUUUCUAGAUGGAAAGAGGCUGUGCUACUCAAACCCUAUGAUAUCCAACUGUGUCUGCAUUGACAUCGGGGAGCAUAAACCAGAGGAGACGCCGAGAAUAGAGGAGAGAAGAGAGGGCAGUGGACACAGGCUGCUGCGAUUCUUGGGUUUUUAUGGAAACUGGAAGAGGCUUGUGGUCUUCAUCAUAGUGCUUCUUGUGGUCUUAUUUGUUAUAUUGUGGCCCCUCCAGUGCUUUAUCAUCUCAAACUCCAUGUCACAAUGCUUCGGACGAUCACCAGCUAUACUCAAUUCUCCCAGACCUACAGUCGGUACCUAA
Molecule: messenger RNA, 862 nt
Organism: Sinocyclocheilus grahami
Lineage: Eukaryota; Metazoa; Chordata; Actinopteri; Cypriniformes; Cyprinidae
Product: RING finger protein 223-like
Exons: 2
Coding region: 188-862 (224 amino acids)
Biological process (GO): protein ubiquitination
Molecular function (GO): ubiquitin protein ligase activity
Source: RefSeq, a predicted model, not a curated record